GUGCCGCUGGGAUGCAGCCAGGCAGGCUUCGGGGAAGAAGGGGCUGGGUUGCCCAAGCUGCUCUGACUUGCUCCCAGCCGCAUCCCAGAGAAGUCUAAAUUCCAAGAAUGACGACCAACUCAUUGGCAGAUGUCAGCAAAAAUAUAUGUAUGGCAGCUAAAUGAAGACUAAGCAAAACAUGAAAUCUCUUUUGUGGUACAUUUGCUAUCUAAUGCUGUUUGUUUCUCCAUACUCAACUGAGGGAUGCGAAACCUGUCUUCAUUUUGUGCUCAAAGGAGAGCCUGUUGCUAUCAGUUGUCCAAAAUUUUACAACACUGACUACAAUCUGACUUGGUAUAGGAAUGGUAGUGAUAUACCAGUAAGCACAGAGAGGCAUUCCCGAGUUCAUCAGCGAGAAAACUUUCUUUGGUUCAUCCCUGCAAAUUUAGAAGAUUCAGGUUUUUAUGCAUGUAAUAUAAGGAAAGCUAACAGCUCUGAGAAAACAUAUGUACAACUAAGCGUUUUCAAGAAUGAUAAUGAUUUAUGCUUUAAUGAAAAUACAAGAUUUGACCAGAAAGUGUUUACCUUAACUGCUGGAAAGAUUACAUGUCCUCUUCUGGGGUAUUUUAAAGAUGAAAAUAACACUGCUUCUGAAAUACAAUGGUAUAAGGAAUGUAAGCCUGGAUUACUUGAAGAUCCACGAUUUCAGCCUUUAAAGGGUCAACCCUAUCUUACUAUUAAAAACGUAACUCUACAAGAUAAAGGAAACUACACGUGCCUCACAACAUACAUGCAUAUGGGAAAAUUUUAUAAUGUUUCACGGACCAUUAAUCUGGAUGUUGAAGAAACUCCAGUGAAGAAAAAGCCAGAAUUUAUUUAUCCAAACAACAACACUAUUAAAGUAGACUUUGGAUCUCACGUGGUCAUGGAUUGUAAAGUAUCAAGUGGCUUAGAUGGCUUGACUCCUUACUGGCAAGUCAAUGACAGUGAUGUUGAUUUUUUUGAUAACACAUACAAGGAAGAGUUCUACGAGAAACAGUCUCCCCAUGGACUACUUAUAGCUGGAGCAAAAUUCAACAUCUCAAAAGUGACCAACAAAGAUUACUUGUAUAAAUUUUUCUGUCAUGUUUUUUAUCCCCAUGGACAUGCUACAGUAUACAUCAAACUAGAACACCCAGUUCCAAAUAUUCAUGGAUACCUGAUUGGAGGAGGAGUUUCAUCGGUGUUUGUAAUAGUUUUAGCUAUGGUUAUUUACAAGUUUUUCAAAAUUGACAUUGUGCUCUGGUACCGGAAAUCCUGUCAUAUUUUCCUGUUUAAAAAAGUUUCAGAUGGGAAGCUCUAUGAUGCAUAUGUUCUUUAUCCAAAAAAUCAAGUAAGCUGCAUCUACUCACCAGAUAUUUUUGCACUGAAGAUACUGCCAGAAGUUUUAGAGAGGCAGUGUGGCUAUAAUCUCUUCAUAUUGGGAAGGGAUGAUUUACCAGGGGAAGCUGUGAUCAAUGUUGUUGAUGAAACAAUCCACAGAAGCAGAAGAAUUAUAAUUGUUUUAAUACCAGAAUCAUCCUGUUACAAUGUGUUAGAAGAUACUUCAGAACAGCAACUGGCUGUGUAUAAUGCUCUUAUCCGUGAUGGAAUUAAAGUGAUUCUGAUUGAACUCAGUAAAAUAAAGGACUACGCAAGCAUGCCCGAAUCCAUCAGAUAUGUUAAGGGAAAACAUGGGGCCAUCCGAUGGAAAGGGGACUUUUCUGAGAGAUCUCAUUCAGCAAAUACAACAUUCUGGAAAAAUGUACGAUACCAAAUGCCACCCAGAGCAAAUGUGGCUUUCUCAGAACAACAUUUGUUACCAAAAACUUUUAGUUCUCUCCAAACACCAGUAUUGGAAAGAUGACACUAAUGUUCAAUUUCAAUGGCUGCUAGCAGUCCUAUUUUUAAUGCUUUUAAAUGAAGGAUAUUUGUGUGUAUGUGUUUAUAUACAGGCCAUCUCAUUUGGAGGCUUUGAGGAUUGAAGAUGUCAUAUUAUCUUCCUCUAAAGUUACGAAAUGGUGACUGACUGACUGGUUAUCCUUUCUUCUGACCAAAACAGCAGCACGUGUUGAAUCGUUACAUCAAUAGUGCAGUGAUGACACUGUAAUAAGCACAGCAGGACUUCUUGAAGACAGAACAUUUUUGUAAAGGAAGAAAAUAUUGUUUGCAUUUUUAGAACAUCCACUUUGGAAAAUUUAAAAAAGGAAACACAUGAAGGAAAUUGUUUUAUAUCCAAACUUUUUAAUACCUGAAGCCAGUUGUUUUGGUUGAAAUAAAAUGUUACAGUUGCUGCCAUUUAUUAA
Molecule: messenger RNA, 2303 nt
Organism: Gavialis gangeticus (Gharial)
Lineage: Eukaryota; Metazoa; Chordata; Crocodylia; Gavialidae
Product: interleukin-1 receptor type 1-like
Exons: 12
Coding region: 161-1864 (567 amino acids)
Biological process (GO): signal transduction; regulation of inflammatory response
Molecular function (GO): interleukin-1, type I, activating receptor activity
Source: RefSeq, a predicted model, not a curated record